GCGCUCAGUCAUAAGCCGACCUUACGCAGGUUAAGCCAUCGCUCUGGCGCUCACGCAUUAACAAUUACUGCUUAAAUUUUGUGUGAUUGGUGGGGCUCUAGCUUCCGUUUACGAUUCGGGUUAAUUUGUUUGGAAAGUAAGCACGGGCGUGCUUUUAUUUCCGCUGCACAAUUUUCGCAGAAAAAAUAAUAAAUUACGCAAAAAAGAAACAAAAUUAUAAACAAACAGUAACAGCAGCUCAAACUUUAAUUGCAUACACUGUAUACUAGCACGCUGAAGUGUACGCGCGCAAAACAAUCUCCCUCUCUCUUUUCUUCGACUUUGAGCACAGUCGUGUGCGUGUGUGUGCGCGCGCGCAACGGUAAAUUUGCGAAAAACGAAUUAGAAAAGCGGAGCAGCGACAAUAAGCAGCGGCAUUUGUGUUAGUUGGUGACAGACCACAAAAGGAGUGCGAAAAAGAUUAAAAUUGUUUAAUUUGUUGCUGAUGAUUGCUGUUUAUCUGUAAUUGGGGAGCGACUUUUAAGUCAUUUGAUGCUGGCGCAACAAACGCAAUAAACAUAAUUACAACAGCAAUAAAAACAAACAGCUGCAUUUGUCGCUUGCAGCUUUUUUAGUUAGCUCUCUUCAUUUUCUUUUGUGGUUUGCAGUUUUGCAUGACUGCAACAAAAACAACAACAAAGGCAACAACAACUUUAACAAAUUAGUGCACAAAAUGCCACCGUUUAAUUUCAUUAAGCAGGAGGUGCGUCCGGAUUCAAUACCGGACCUAAAAGUGGAUGCCACAUUUCGUAAGGUGCCCAAGAAUGCGAUCAGCUUUGCGAUCUGGAAAAUCGACGAGGAUCGACUUGAGGCAGUGGCUCGACCACAGUACGGCACCUUCUACGACAACUGUGCCUACAUCAUCUAUGCCGCGAAUCUAGUGGGCCACUAUGCCAGCCACGAAACGAUCACGCGUGAACAGAAACCGAAUGUGCCGCUGGAGCGCUAUAUACACUAUUGGCUGGGCAGUCAGGUCUCCGAGCAGAAUCGCUCCAAUGUGGUGCACAAAAUCCAAGAGCUGGACACGUAUUUGGGCAAUGUGGCAUCGAUCUAUAGAGAGUCGCAGCAUCAUGAGAGUGCACGCUUUUUGUCCUAUUUCAAGAAUGGCUACGAUGUGCUCUCCGGCAGUUUGUUGAAUGCACCGAAGCAAACGCGUCUCUUUCAGCUGUACGGUCGGAAAUGGUUGCGUGCCAUUGAGCUGGCGAACGUUGACUGGGCGCACUUCAAUUCGGACUACAUAAUGGUGCUACUAAUGGAUGCCAUGACAUUCGUCUGGAUUGGACGCUCCAGUGCCGGGAUCGAGCGACGCAGCGCUCUGGCCUGGGUGCAGCGACAGCAGCGCAAGGAUGUGCCGCUCUGCGUCGUCGACGAUGGCUACGAGCAGUCGAUGAGUGCCGAGCAGAAGGAGCUAUGGAACAAGGUAUUGCCGCUGCAGCAUCGCAUGGUCUAUCAGGCACGUCAGUCGGGCGGCGAUUACGACUCCAGCAACUGCUGCGGCAACGGCAUCAAUGGCAUCAAUGGACUCAAUGGCUACAACGGCAGCGGCAAGAGCGAUGCCAAUGCCAACAAGUUUCGCAUUUACAAGUGCAAUCAGCGUGGCCGGCUGCAUCUGGAUCAGCUAGACGUGGGCAUGCCCAGCAAGGAUGAUCUGAGCGAUGCGAACGGCGUCUAUUUGCUCGACAAUUUCGGGCAGAGCAUUUGGCUGUGGGUGGGCGCUCAGGCGACCCAAGCGGAUGCGCUCACUGCCAUGGGCAAUGGUCGCGCCUUUGUCAAGAAGAAGAAGUACCCGAACACCACCCUGGUGGUGCGUGUGCUGGAGGGCCGCGAGCCCGUUGAGUUUAAGCGCCUCUUUGGCAACUGGCUCAGCGUUUGGCAGGAUAACACGCGCGGCCACAAGCCCGUCUCCACCAAGUUUGGCAAACUGGAUGCCGUUCUGCUCGGCGAGAGGCCCAAGAUGGCUGCCGAUACGCAGCUGGUCGACGAUGGACGCGGCGAACGCAUCAUCUAUCGCAUCUGCGGCGACGAAAUGGAGCAGCUGCCACCGGCCAAAGCAACGGUGUUCACCACCAACGCCUCCUAUGUGGUCAACUACACGGUGCAGUGCGCCACCGUUGUGCCCGCUGAUCUGGCCUCAGUGGGCAUUAAGAGCAUCAUCUAUCAGUGGAAUGGCUCCGAGGCGUCAGCCGAGACAAUAGCCAAGGCCGACAGCUAUGCCAUGGCCAGCUUCGAGUCUCUGAAAGAGCCCGGCAUGUUUGUGCAACUCUACGAGUUCGAUGAGACGCCGCACUUCUUGCAAAUGUUCGAGGGCAAAUUGAUAAUCAUGCGCGGCCAGCGCAGCGAGCUGCUGCACUCCAAUAACAACCUGAACUGGGACUUCAAGACGAACAUAAUGCUGGAGACGUUUCUGCUGAAGAUCUACGGCGAUGCCAGCUACAAUGCCAAGGCAGUUGAGGAGCAUCCGCUGUCCUCGAUUAGCUCCAAGGACUGCUAUGCCAUCAAGACGAACCAUGUGUGGGUCUGGUGUGGCCAGAGCAGCACGGGCGAUGCUCGUGAAAUGGCCAAGGCAGUGGGCGCUCUGCUCGGCGAGAGCUCCCUGGUGCUGGAGGGCAAGGAGAGCAAGGAGUUUUGGCAAUCGGUGGCCAUGUACUUCAACCAGUCGCUGGUAAUCAACGGCCAGUCGUGCUCGAGCAGCACCACCAGCAGCAGCAGCAGCAGCGGCGCCGGCAGCAUGUGCAACGGCAGCAACAAUAGCAACGGCAACGGCACUGGCAACAUCUCCCCGACCCUGAGCAACAACUGCUAUUUGAAUACAACGAUGCCCAGCAAACCGCGUCCGCCGGUGCAGCUCUUCCUGGUGUGGUGGGAGCAAAGGCACUUGCGUUGCGAGGAGAUACUCGGCUUCGAGCAGCGGGAUCUCAGCGCCGACUGCACAUACAUACUCGACACGGGCACCCUGGCCUAUGUGUGGCUGGGCGAGCAUGCGGUCAGCCAGGAGCGCGAACGCUAUACGACCGUGGCCCAGAGCUAUGUGCAGAAUGCGCCAUUCGGCAGACGCGCGGCCACGGCGCUGGCUGUGGUGCGUCAGCAUGCGGAGCCGAAUGUGUUUAAGGGUUUCUUCGAGACCUGGGACAAUGAGCUGGGCAAGGGUUUUGUGACCUACGAGCAAAUGCGCCAGCAACUGGCCACCAUAGCGCCUAGCAAUGGCCUCAAGGAAGGCUCCGCUCUAAUCCUAAACAACAACCAAAAGGAUUUCGACGGACACAAGAAGUAUCCGUUGCCAGUGCUGGUGCAGGAAAUGGAUAUGCUACCGCCCGAAAUCAAUCCGCUGAGACGCGAAGUUCACCUCACGCAUGACGAUUUCGUCUCCGUCUUUAAAAUGUCCUUCUAUGAAUUUGAUGAGCUGCCCAAGUGGAAGAAGCAGGAACUAAAAAAACUCUAUAAAUUAUUUUAAGCAAUCAAUUUUUAAAUUGUUUUUAGCACACACUCACACUUUUACACAUACCCUGUAAAUAGUACGUUUUAAAUGGCUUUCUUUACUUAUCUGGAAUAGUAAUAAAGCAAUUUUAGGUAUAUUUUAUC
Molecule: messenger RNA, 3618 nt
Organism: Drosophila navojoa
Lineage: Eukaryota; Metazoa; Arthropoda; Insecta; Diptera; Drosophilidae
Gene: qua
Product: villin like protein quail
Biological process (GO): cytoskeleton organization; actin filament severing; actin polymerization or depolymerization
Cellular component (GO): cytoplasm; actin cytoskeleton
Molecular function (GO): actin filament binding; phosphatidylinositol-4,5-bisphosphate binding
Source: RefSeq, a predicted model, not a curated record